Osmerus eperlanus (European smelt) is the source of this 4118-nucleotide messenger RNA. RefSeq names its product RAB22A, member RAS oncogene family (gene rab22a). Gene Ontology annotation, biological process: vesicle-mediated transport. NCBI's taxonomy places the organism in Eukaryota, Metazoa, Chordata, Actinopteri, Osmeriformes, Osmeridae. The record is from RefSeq and is a predicted model, not a curated record. The transcript is spliced from 7 exons. Bases 291 to 875 code for a protein of 194 amino acids. Gene Ontology annotation, molecular function: GTPase activity; GTP binding.
UGUCACGUGACACGGUCAUCCGUAAUGCAAGAUGGAGUCGAGGCGUUUCGAGGAUGUGUACUGUAAUCAAAAUGUGCUAAAUAGUACGAGUGAUGCUUAGGUUUAGAGAGUAGCAAAUGCAUAUUUUCAGUAUUUUUUAUUAAAUCUGUAUGCGGUCAUCUUAAAUCUGUCUGUUAAAGAUUGAUUUUCUCUAAAUUUGAUCAUUGAGGAAUCUAUUUAGCAAGCGAGCUAGCAGCAAUCUGUCAAGUGGUUGGAAUGUUCAUAAAUGUCCUAUAAAUCUGGAGAUCAAUAUGGCGCUAAGGGAGUUAAAAGUUUGCCUUCUUGGGGACACCGGGGUCGGCAAGUCCAGUAUUGUGUGGAGGUUUGUGGAAGACAGCUUUGACCCAAACAUUAAUCCAACUAUUGGGGCAUCCUUCAUGACAAAGACUGUGCAGUAUCAGAACGAGCUACACAAGUUCCUGAUAUGGGACACUGCUGGACAGGAGAGGUUCCGUGCUCUGGCGCCAAUGUACUACCGAGGCUCGGCUGCGGCCAUCAUUGUCUAUGACAUCACUAAAGAGGAGUCCUUCCAGACGCUGAAGAACUGGGUGAAGGAACUCCGGCAGCACGGCCCUCCAAACAUUGUGGUGGCCAUCGCCGGAAACAAGUGUGACCUUUCUGAUGCCAGGGAGGUGUCAGAGAAGGAUGCCAAAGAUUAUGCCGACUCCAUUCAUGCCAUAUUCGUGGAAACCAGUGCCAAAAACGCAAUUAACAUCAAUGAAGUGUUUAUUGAGAUUAGCCAGCGUAUCCCUGUGCUUGACACGGUGGGAGGGGCUGCAGGGCAGGGCUUCAAACUGCGGCGCCAGCCCUCUGAGACUCGACGCAGCUGCUGCUGAUGCUGCCCAGGACCGGGACACCCGACCCCCCGACCUCUGACCCUGUCUCUGCCCAGUCUCCACAGUCCCUCGGACCUUCCAGCCCCCGUCACAGAGAAUCGCAAUUGGUGCUAACGCUGCCUUAGAUUGUUCCGCCCAUACCCUGGGACCAGUCCCUUCCUACAGUCCUGUCAGUCCAUCAAACACUUCCUGGUGCCCGUCAGAGACCAGGACGGUACUGUAGUACUCCACACCACGGCAGGCCUGCUUCAUUACAUCCCCUUGUUUCGCUGGCGAACAUGUCCCAACAGGUCCGCCCUCCACAGGCCUCCGAUGGAUCCUUCAAGUCCUCGUGGUUUCCUCAGACAACACCGACAUGCUGUCUGCUCAUCCCGACCACACACAGGGUCACAUCUGCUCCACACCCUCCCGUCUGGCUGGUCCAUGCAGCCAGCGCCAGGUCCAUCAUGGUACGGUGGUUGGCUGUAGACUCUCAUCCUGUCUUCUUGCCUGGACACAGCAGGUAAUGUUCAGCUGUCCACAUCAUGCCCUGUCAAACACAAUGGAUGGGGAAUGGUUGAUUCAGAUUGUGCCAUAUGUAGAAGUUUGCUUUAUUCCAUGCUCCAGAUGGAACUACAAACACAAUCUCACAACAGGACCAAAACAACAUGGCAUUAUUCAUUAAGCUAAGCCCUACCAGAACUAAAUUGUGUACUAGAUAUCUUGCAGUCUUUUUCCAUGCGCUCUGUGUUCUUUGACAGAGACACAUCAUCAUGUAGGCAUGGCUGAACACACAUUUUUGUAUUUUGUGUUUUAUUAAUUCAGUGCUCGUCUUUGCAAACAUUUAAUCUGCUUCAUGUUCUGCACUUUUGAGGGACAGUGGGGUUAUGUCAGGUAAAUGGCUGUACACACAAUAAAUAUAUAGAGAGUAGUAUACGCUAAGGAGUAAGAACUACCAUGCUUCACUUCUUCAAUGAGAAUAAUGAAGCAAGCCUUGCUAAACUAGACAGUCCACAGAGCAGACCAAGAGCCACGCAGAGAAGCAUCUCUUCCCAUAUUUCUAGUAUUGGUCCGGUGUGCCUCAGCCACUGGUGUCUAAUGAGAUUCAGUACCCCCCCAGUAUCUCCUAGGCCCGGUGACAGUGUUGCUGAGGGCUCGCCUCAAGUGCUGACAAGGCUGGCAGCCACCAAGUGUGUGAUGUGCUAACUUUUCCAACUGCUCACAUGUUUUCCACAUUUCCCCUUUUUAAUGGUUGAAAGAAUGAGCCAAUCUCUGGAAUUCUGUAAAUGAAUUGCUCCGGAGUGCCUGGAGAGUGGGCUGCCAGUCAUUUUACAGUAUUAGUUUUGCUUCAAUGUUUCUUAAAUGGCAUUUUAACUGUUUGUGUUAGUUGGCAAACCUGUCUUUCCUCGAUCCCUUGCUGUUUUUUUAUGAUUGUUUUACAGGGGAGGCUGAUUUUGUGAGGUCUUGCCAAUUCUUUAAUUGUCCCAUAAACAUUUUUCAUCUUUCGCUUCUCAUUCUUUCAGAGUAAGCACUGGCUGCACAUCCAACCUAGUUUUAUUGCCUGGCUUGUGAUGAAAAGGGUGAUAUCUGGAAACUUGUUUCAGGGAGAACCAAGCUAUGCUCUUAGAGCUUGGAACCCUCUGAGGGGAAAAGAUUCUGUGCAGAAACAGACAUUCUGUUCUGUUAGCAUGCUGACCCGCUAACGAACCGUGGUCGCUUUUCCCCUCUGAGUGAUGUGCUGCUCUGCUCAAGGGACCUGUUAUUAGUAUUCUUUUCAACCUUGAGAUUUCCCCCCUCCACCUCCCCUCUCCCCACCUCGUAUCUCCUCUCUCCCUCCUUAAUUUCUUGUGAGACAUCCAGAAAACACUAGAAUGAAGGAUAAGUGUCGCUGUACAAGUGUGAAUGUACUCGAUUUUUGCCCAAGCAAUGUUGAUUCACAUUUAAUUUAUCCUCUUUUGUCUUACCCCUAUCGUUUCAAAUUCAAUAGAUGGGGAAAACAGUAGAUUGGAUGGUCUGCUGCCUCAGAGCAUCUCUGUUACAGUGUCUCUUCAUGGACUUGUAUGGACACUAUGGGUUACUACAUAGCCUGGUCUCUAUGGAUGUUACGGUGGUCUACUAUAAAACAGCAUAUGUACUUUUUUUCUUUUUUUUUUUUGCCAUAAUGCAUGUCCAAGUGGCUUGUUACUGGUGAACUCUGUUAAAUACAAGGUCAUCUGAAUAUUCUUCAGGUUUUAUUUAGAGAUGAAUUCAAUGUGCAAUAAUUGUCUUUGUGACAAGGGUAACUCAAAUGUGACAGAUAACAACUGGUAGAUCUAUAGAUGAUUUACUGAAUACAUUAUUUUAUUAUAAACAACAAAAACAAUAAUAAUGAAUUCUAAGGCAUAAAUAUGACUUCCUUGUCUUGAAAGGACAGGACAUUUAUUGAAAAAGAGAAACAUUUUAGCUCUGGUACUUCAGCAAUUGCACUUUACGCACCUAACCUUAACCUUCUUUUGUGUCGUUAGGUGUGUCAAGGUUUUCCAGGCAUUCUAGAUGUAUUUCAACUAACUGAAAAGUACAAAGACUGAUACCAAUUUGUUGUUAACUGUUUUGGGUGAAUCCACAUUAUCCAGCUUGUUCCUUUGGAUGAUCCUGCAAGCCUUAGUAUCACUUGAUUCGUUUGUAGUAUGCCUGUUCAUUCAUUUACUAUUUUGUUACAGAAGCUGGUGUCUCCUCAAUAUCAUGUAAAUGCCAUUUUUACACAGAACAUGACUAAUAUGACUUAUAUGAUUCACCUCUGUCCUCCGUUGCUUUUCAAUAGCAUAUUUGUAACAGGUGAUGGUCCCCUUUAGCCUAAAUGUUCUAAAUAAUAAAAUUAUGUCAGGUUUGUGAAAAUAUCUACUUUAUGAAAUUUGAACUUGAAGCAUUGGUGGAUAUUACUAGUUGUGCAUUGUUGAUGUUUGAAAAAAUACAGAUCUUCUUGGGCGGGCCCUGAGAAUGUUUUUCACUGUACAUACCAUCCAACCUGUACAUUGCACAAAUGUCUAUUGAUAUUUAGCCUGUCAGAAUUACUUGUAUGGUGUCUGAAAUACAAGAAACCCAUAGACUUACAUACACAAGUUAAUUACUCCUAGCAGUAGUUGUCAUAUUUAGUUUUAAUACAGUGCAUUUCAUAUCGAUUGUAAACAAAAAAUACCUGAAAACACUUGUUCCCAGUGUAUUUCUGAAUGUCUUAAAAAAGGGAGUUGUCAACCUGUUUAUUAAUAAAACAAUACUAAGAAAGGG